Molecule: messenger RNA, 889 nt
Organism: Pan troglodytes (chimpanzee)
Lineage: Eukaryota; Metazoa; Chordata; Mammalia; Primates; Hominidae
Product: small ribosomal subunit protein eS1-like
Exons: 1
Coding region: 28-822 (264 amino acids)
Biological process (GO): translation
Cellular component (GO): ribosome
Molecular function (GO): structural constituent of ribosome
Source: RefSeq, a predicted model, not a curated record
UAGCCUUUUGGCUCUCUGACCAGCACCAUGGCGGUUGGCAAGAACAAGCGCCUUACGAAAGGCGGCAAAAAGGGAGCCAAGAAGAAAGUGGUUGAUCCAUUUUCUAAGAAAGAUUGGUAUGAUGUGAAAGCACCUGCUAUGUUCAAUAUAAGAAAUAUUGGAAAGACGCUCGUCACCAGGACCCAAGGAACCAAAAUUGCAUCUGAUGGUCUCAAGGGUCGUGUGUUUGAAGUGAGUCUUGCUGAUUUGCAGAAUGAUGAAGUUGCAUUUAGAAAAUUCAAGCUGAUUACUGAAGAUGUUCAGGGUAAAAACUGCCUGACUAACUUCCAUGGCAUGGAUCUUACCCAUGACAAAAUGUGUUCCAUGGUCAAAAAAUGGCAGACAAUGAUUGAAGCUCACGUUGAUGUCAAGACUACCGAUGGUUACUUGCUUCGUCUGUUCUGUGUUGGUUUUACUAAAAAACGCAACAAUCAGAUAUGGAAGACCUCUUAUGCUCAGCACCAACAGGUCCGCCAAAUCCGGAAGAAGAUGAUGGAAAUCAUGACCCGAGAGGUGCAGACAAAUGACUUGAAAGAAGUGGUCAAUAAAUUGAUUCCAGACAGCAUUGGAAAAGACAUAGAAAAGCCUUGCCAAUCUAUUUAUCCUCUCCAUGAUGUCUUCGUUAGAAAAGUAAAAAUGCUGAAGAAGCCCAAGUUUGAAUUGGGAAAGCUCAUGGAGCUUCAUGGUGAAGGCAGUAGUUCUGGAAAAGCCACUGGGGACGAGACAGGUGCUAAAGUUGAACGAGCUGAUGGAUAUGAACCACCAGUCCAAGAAUCUGUUUAAAGUUCAGACUUCAAAUAGUGGCAAAUAAAAAGUGCUAUUUGUGAAAAAAAAAAAAAAAAAAAAGAAU